AUGCAGUGGUUGUGUGUGUUGGUCGUUGCCGUGGUCAUCUCGUCGGCCGUCGGUCAGCAUGACGUAUUCGCCUUACCCCAAGCGCCUCGAUAUGCUGCGAAACCAACUGUACCACCUGAGUACUCUUCCUUUUUUGAGCUCGACGGGCACGCUCGUGAACUGGUCGACUCAUUACUAGGACCUCGCCCAGGUGGUCUGUUCCCCGAAAAAACUUAUGAAAUUGGCGCUCCGUCUGAGCCGGCAGCUGGCAGUAAGCCUGUUCAUGUGCCCUCGACUCUCGAGCGUACACUUGAGCAGUUCUUCACUGCUCCUGAACCAGCUAGCGGUCAGGCGUUACCUCCUGGAUUCGGCUCAGGUUUCUCUUUAUUGAACAAUAACAAACCUGUAACAACUUUCGGCUCAACCAUGCGCAGAGCUCCAGAGAAAGUCCUCUCAAGUGAAGUCGAGGGUUCAGGCGAAGAACCUAAAAGUUCCAUUAUGGGCAUCCCAAAGGUAUUCCCGAAACUUCCCAAAGCGCCCAUCGCUGAGCCAGAGACUUACGUUAGCCGGGAGUCCGGUGUUAUUGGAGGAACUCCCAAUCUCCCAGUAGUUCCUUCUGAUCCCGAGAUCCCGGAAGGUGGAUUCCUCCCAGCCGACAUCAGACGUGCACCGCAAUCCGUUUCUGCUGUAGCCUCAUCCCAUGAUGACGACUCCAAAUCGGACAGUUUCGAGGAUGAGUUCGAAGAAAUUCGCAAAGAAGCCACUACCCCGUCUGGUGGUCUUAUUGGUACCAUUAUUAAAUUGAUCGGUAUGGGGCAGAAGAAGCUCGCCGAGGCUAAGACUGGUGAAGCAGAUGGAAAGUCAUCUAUUGAUGAGAAGAAUGCUCUCGGUAAAGCCGUAUCCAAUCUGAUUGGAGGAGAAAACAGCCCACUUCCAGCUAAGAACAUGAUCUCCAACCUUUUCUACAAGGCUCUAACAUCAGGCAGCUUACAGCCCAACGACACUAAGACUGAGGGCAUGGGAGACCUGCUUGCCCCUCUGUCGAGCAACGGCAGCAUAGUUCUAACUCCGGCUCAGUCAGCAGCCAUCACUGAGAACCUGGAAAUGGUGCAAAAUUUCAUCAUUCAACCGUCCUCACCACUUUGCACCCAGAAACCGGAACCCGUUGCCUUCGACAUGUACUCCUUUAUGGGUCAAUGGUAUCAGGUUGUCUACAGUCCUCCCUUCUCGUCAGGACAAUGUAGUAUGGUAGCAUAUAAGAAGUUGAAUGAUGUCAACAAUGGAGGACCUGGAUCCAUUUUUGAGAUUUUCGAAUACACAACUGAUGGAACUCCCUAUGGAAAGCCAAAAAUCAGCUCUGGCUACGCAAUGAUUAGAUCACCUGGAGAGCUCAUCUACCGUACUACAUCGAAUCAAGAUGAUGUAAAUGUGCACGUACUCCAUGUUGGACCAUUGAAUGCAAACAACGAGUACGAGUACAUAAUCAUGUCGACGAACUGUAACUUCCCUCUCUACGUGUUUGCUCGUGAUCCAAUUAUGUAUAGGCAGCUUUACGAAAGUGAAGUGAACGCGAUUCUGGAGAAGAAGGGCCUUGUCAACGGUAUCUCACGUAUUCUGAAUAUCGUCGCUCCAGUGGAGAGCUCAUUGUGCACGUUCCCACCGUCACUGUUCAAUAUUCAGGUGCAUGAUGGGGAAUACGAAGAGCGUUGUGUGGGGAUAUUUGCCGAUGAACUGAACUUCACCGAACACGUUUUCAGAGUCAGUAGCGAGAUGCGUCGCGUCGUCACGCUCAUCUCUAUUGUCGUCGCCAACGUCGUCAUCAUUAAGGCGGCACCUGUUCAAGAUGCACCCUCUUUCGAAAGCUUCAAUAAUGGUGCCACAUUAACAAAGUCCAGUGAAGUUGGAGGGAGCAAGAAGCCCGACCUCGUCAAAUUGGGGGAUGUAGCAGAGUCUAUCCUGAAUCGGCUUGGAAUUAAUAUGAAAGAAGACAAGGGCGUUCGUAGAGCACCAGUACCCAGUGCCCUUUAUCAGACCGAUGAUCUAAAUGCUGUUAUUGCGGAAGCGAGUGCGAAUCGUGUUGAUUUGCAAGGAAUCACUUCGGGCCAGAUCCCCGGAUUGGCACCAAUUCCAGUACCCGGAUAUCCUGGACCACAAGAUGUGCCAAUUAUUCCGGGAGUUAACACAAUCCCUGGCCUAAGUAACUUCAACUACUUGGUUGGACAGCUCUUUCCUCAGAUGAUCCCACCUGCAAACACUCUUCUCGGAUCAUCUAUCAGCCGAAUUCUCCCAAAAGACUCGGCCAAGAACUUGGCCAAGGACGUUUUUAGAGCAGUUCAUCCUGCAGCUGAAAACGUGGACGUCGCCCGGAUGAUGGGACGAUGGUUCCAAGUGAUCAAUUCGCCUCAUGUUAUUCGGGAAGCUUGCACAGUUCUUCAUUUCGGUGCUCUUACUAACAAUACCUACUCGCCCUCGUUCACAACAUUGAAGUUCUACAGAGAAGGCAAUCCCAAUGGAUCACCAAGGUUCGCCCUCGGCUACGGCUUCAAGUCCGGAGAAACUGGGCAGUUUGUGCUGCACAGCAGUAAUUCACCUGAUGCAGAACCAUUUUGGGUAAUCAAGAAGGGCCCAUUGAAUGAGUAUAACCAAUACGAUUACGCUAUCAUCUCGACCUGGGUCCGAUUCCCAGUGUUCGUCAUUGCUCGUGAUCCAGAACGAUUCCGUAAGGAGCACAUGAAAAACGUGUUGCAGUUCCUUGAAGACAACAAUUAUAUCAAUGUGAUGACGAAAGCAUUCAACAUGAUCUCACCCGUCGACUAUGAAGCCUGCCAGUACACCCCAACAUUUUCAACCGCCGGCUAA
Haemonchus placei is the source of this 2838-nucleotide messenger RNA. The record is from the annotation of a GenBank genome assembly. NCBI's taxonomy places the organism in Eukaryota, Metazoa, Nematoda, Chromadorea, Rhabditida, Trichostrongylidae.